Plasmodium gaboni is the source of this 1173-nucleotide messenger RNA. Its product is annotated as calcium-dependent protein kinase 1. The transcript has a single exon. Gene Ontology annotation, biological process: intracellular signal transduction; peptidyl-serine phosphorylation; protein autophosphorylation. NCBI's taxonomy places the organism in Eukaryota, Apicomplexa, Aconoidasida, Haemosporida, Plasmodiidae. Gene Ontology annotation, cellular component: nucleus; cytoplasm. The annotation marks the transcript as partial. Gene Ontology annotation, molecular function: calcium-dependent protein serine/threonine kinase activity; calmodulin binding; calcium/calmodulin-dependent protein kinase activity. The record is from RefSeq and is a predicted model, not a curated record.
AUGGGGUGUUCACAAAGCUCAAACGUAAAAGAUUUUAAAACGAGGAAGAGUAAAUAUACAAGUGGGAAUAAUAAUGGGAGAAGUGGUAAUAAUAAGAGUUGUGAUGAGUUAGCAAUAAAUCCAGGUAUGUAUGUUAGAAAAAAAGAAGGAAAGAUAGGGGAGUCUUAUUUUAAAGUUAGAAAAUUAGGUAGUGGUGCUUAUGGUGAGGUAUUAUUAUGUAGAGAAAAGCAUGGACAUGGUGAGAAGGCUAUUAAGGUUAUAAAAAAAUCACAGUUUGAUAAGAUGAAAUAUUCUAUAUCAAAUAAAGUUGAAUGUGAUGAUAAAAUUCAUGAAGAAAUAUAUAAUGAGAUAUCUUUAUUAAAAUCAUUAGAUCAUCCUAAUAUAAUAAAAUUAUUUGAUAUUUUUGAAGAUAAGAAAUAUUUUUAUUUAGUAACAGAAUUUUAUGAAGGUGGUGAAUUAUUUGAACAAAUUAUUAACCGUCAUAAAUUUGAUGAGUGUGAUGCUGCUAAUAUUAUGAAACAAAUAUUAAGUGGUAUAUGUUAUUUACAUAAACAUAAUAUUGUCCAUCGAGAUAUCAAACCAGAAAAUAUUCUAUUAGAAAAUAAACAUAGUUUAUUAAAUAUUAAAAUUGUAGAUUUUGGUUUAUCUUCAUUUUUUUCAAAAGAUUAUAAAUUAAGAGAUAGAUUAGGUACUGCAUAUUAUAUAGCACCUGAAGUUUUAAGAAAAAAAUAUAAUGAAAAAUGUGAUGUCUGGUCAUGUGGAGUUAUUUUAUAUAUUUUAUUAUGUGGUUACCCUCCUUUUGGUGGUCAGAAUGAUCAAGAUAUUAUAAAAAAAGUUGAAAAAGGAAAAUAUUAUUUUGAUUUUAAUGACUGGAAAAAUAUUAGUGAAGAAGCGAAAGAGUUAAUAAAACUUAUGCUCACAUAUGAUUAUAAUAAAAGAAUAACAGCAAAGGAAGCUCUCAAUAGUAAAUGGAUCAAAAAAUAUGCAAACAAUAUUAAUAAGAGUGAUCAAAAAACUUUAUGUGGUGCAUUAUCAAAUAUGAGGAAAUUUGAGGGCAGUCAGAAAUUAGCUCAGGCAGCUAUAUUAUUUAUUGGUAGUAAAUUAACAACAUUAGAAGAACGUAAGGAGCUUACUGAUAUUUUUAAAAAGUUGGAUAAAAAUGGCGAUGGCCAG